UCCAUUUUACUUCCAUAUAUUCUCUAAUUCUCUACAAAAACUCUUAUUAUAUUUGUCUAAAUUAAUCUAUUCAUCGUGUAUAAGAAAGUGUGGUGAUAAUAAACAAUAAAAUAUAUUAAAAUAGUACUUUAACAUUGGUCAAUACUUACGUAACAUUUUUUUCAAUUAUCCAACAUUGUGAAAGUUUAUUCGGAAGACGCAACGUAAAAGCAGUGGGCCGUGAGUGCGGCAUGCCGUGGCUGCAGUAGGGCAUGCUGUGCGGCGCCGUGUGGUCCGCCGCGCCGGUCAGCCUGCGCGGCCUGGCGCCCCCGCUACCGCUGCCACCGCGCCCUGCGCUACUCGCCGCACUCGUCAUGCAAGCGUUGCACGACCGCAUUGAUGAUGAAGCCAGCUUUAUAGAGAAUGGUCUACUCUCCUACGAGAAUCCUAACUACCAUUUGGACCCCUCGCGCCUCGACAGCGCCAUCUAUAGCGACCUUUACGACAUGCAUGACGACAAGAGCAUGGCUGACGUCUACGAUAACUAUCUUGAUAACAGAAGAGUUGAAGACGAGGCGUCUUCCCCAGUUGCAAAGGCAAAUGAUAAAAGCGGCCUAAUCACGCCGCCCCAACAAAAUGGGGGUGAGGACUCACCUCCUCCAGAGAAAGAGAGGGCGGAUCGUGAGGACUCAGAGAAGAGCCAUGCCGGCCCCGUACCACACUGCGCAGGUCCCAACGACGAUCUCUACGCUAUACCAGUCAAACUUAGACCCAAGAAGGAACCCCAGCUGCCACCAGGUUGGGAGAAACAUGAGGAUGCCGACGGUCCAUACUACUGGCACAUCAAGAGCGGUACCAUCCAGCGGGAGCUGCCCCGCCCAGAAGGAAGGGAGCGGCUGUCGAUGGUGCGCGACUGUUCCAGUCUCGCCGAUGCCAAGUACGAGAUGGCCAGCUCCGUGGUGAGGAGCACCACCAGUGGUGCCCUCGACCACGUUGAUGUGGAGGAACGCAAGAGGAAGGAGGAGAUCUCUUACAAACGUCGCAGCUAUCCUGCCCGCGGCGAGUUAGAAGGUCGCGCGGUGAGGUUCUUUGUGCGUUCGCUGGGCUGGGUGGAAAUUGGUGAGGAAGAGCUGACGCCGGAGCGUUCCAGUCGCGCCGUCAAUAAGUGCAUCGUCGAUCUCAGCCUUGGCCGCAACGAUCUGCUGGACCAUGCCGCUAGAUGGGGCGACGGCAAAGAUUUAUUCAUGGAUCUGGACGACGGGGCAUUGAAGUUAAUCGAUCCUGAGAGUCUAAACACGCUUCAUACACAGCCCAUACAUACCAUACGUGUGUGGGGGGUCGGCAGAGACAAUGGACGUGAAAGGGACUUCGCGUAUGUUGCGCGCGAUCGAGCGACGCGGCGUCACAUGUGCCACGUGUUCCGGUGCGAGGCGCCCGCGCGCGCAAUCGCCAACGCUUUGCGCGACAUCUGCAAGCGCAUCAUGAUCGAACGCUCUCUGCAGCCGCCGCCGCGUCCCACUGAUCUGCCGGCAGCCAGGCGACCAAGACCACUCUCUGGUGCGUCGUUCCCGACGCCUAUGGAGGAGCCGCGCAAGACGGUGCGUGCGCGGUACCUGGGCAGCGCGGAAGUGCCUCGCGCGACCGGCAUGGACGUGCUCAACGACGCGCUGCAACGACUUGCGGCUGCGCGCGCGCCCAGCGCCUGGCGCCCUGUCGCUGUGGCAGUCGCGCCUUCCAUGAUCACCAUCACUGAGGAGGGGGAGACGAGCCCGAUAGUGGAGUGCCGCGUUCGUUACCUGUCGUUCCUGGGUAUCGGACGCGACGUGCGGCGCUGCGCCUUCAUCGUGCACACACAGCACCAGCAGUUUGUCGCCCACGCCUUCCACGCCGAGCCCUCCUCCGGCGCCCUCUGCAAGACUAUAGAGGCCGCAUGCAAGCUGCGUUAUCAGAAGUGCCUGGACGCGCACGGCGGCGCUGCGGCACUUGCUGGCGGCGGAGGCGGGACCGGGGGCGGGGCGGAGGGGCGGAACUCACUGGGCGCCGCCCUCAAGUCCUUCGUCGGCUCACUCACUGGACGUCGCGCCUCUUGAACGCACUCAAACAAUGAGGAAUCCGGGCCAUAAUCCACGCAUAGAGCCCGCUGCGCCCCGCAGCAUACCUGUUACUACACUCAGAAUCAGUUAAUGGUUACUUUGUCAGACUCUUAGUGUAUUUAAUUAUUUAUGUAUUGAUUUACUAUAAAAAUUGUACACUAAGAGAGACUUUAGUCAAAAAUAAAUGCGGCUACACCUUUAUAACUCCACUCUUGUCCUGCCUAAAUAUUAAAUAUGCGCAUUUAGAAUCUUAUUCCUAAAGAAAACCUGUUUUAUAUUACUUCUUUAAUUUAAAUUACUUUAAAUUGUUACAUGUUUCUUUAAUAAAUUAUUUAUCUAUAAUAUUUAUGAUUUGUCUAUUAUAUAUGAACUGCGAAAUUCUUUGUCAGUAGUAAUAAAUGUAAAAAUUUUAAUGCACAAAUCCAUAAAUGUCAUUAAAUUUUAUUAUCAUUUCUCGUGAAGAAACUUAUCAAAAUACUAUUUAUGUUGUGAAUUUGUAACAUGUUCUAUUUUUUCCC
This is a messenger RNA of Papilio xuthus (Asian swallowtail), 2590 nucleotides long. RefSeq lists its product as uncharacterized. The coding region runs from base 252 to 2069 and encodes 605 amino acids. Gene Ontology annotation, biological process: regulation of DNA-templated transcription. NCBI's taxonomy places the organism in Eukaryota, Metazoa, Arthropoda, Insecta, Lepidoptera, Papilionidae. Gene Ontology annotation, cellular component: nucleus; cytoplasm. The transcript has 14 exons. The record is from RefSeq and is a predicted model, not a curated record. Gene Ontology annotation, molecular function: transcription factor binding; amyloid-beta binding.